This is a messenger RNA of Salvelinus namaycush (lake trout), 1531 nucleotides long. Its product is annotated as copine-4. The record is from RefSeq and is a predicted model, not a curated record. Gene Ontology annotation, biological process: cellular response to calcium ion. The transcript has 14 exons. Gene Ontology annotation, molecular function: calcium-dependent phospholipid binding. NCBI's taxonomy places the organism in Eukaryota, Metazoa, Chordata, Actinopteri, Salmoniformes, Salmonidae. Bases 16 to 1347 code for a protein of 443 amino acids. Gene Ontology annotation, cellular component: plasma membrane.
GACUUUCUGGGGGCCAUGGAGUGCACACUGGGACAGAUUGUGUCCCAGAGGAAGCUCACCAAACCGCUGCUCAAACAGGGCAGCACAGUGAGCAAGUCCUUCAUCAUGGUCACUGCCGAGGAGCUGACAGGGAAUGAUGAUUAUGUGGAACUUUCUUUCAGUGCCAGGAAACUUGACGACAAGGACUUUUUUAGUAAAUCAGACCCUUUUCUGGAGAUCUUCAGGAUGAACGAUGACGACACGCUACAGCUUGUGCACAGAACAGAGACUGUUAUGAACAACCUUAACCCGGUGUGGAAAACCUUCAAGACUUCCCUGAAUUCCCUCUGCAGUGGAGACCAUGACCGGCCUCUAAAGUGCACAGUGUGGGACUGGGACUCCAAUGGGAAGCACGACUAUAUUGGUGAAUAUCAGGCCACAUUCAAAGAGAUGAGAGGGGCAAUGGAUGGGAGACAGGUCCAAUGGGAGUGUAUAAACCCCAAGUAUCAGAUCAAGAAGAAGAAUUACAAGAACUCUGGUAUCGUCAUUCUCAAUCAGUGCAAGAUCAUCAAGAUGCACUCCUUCCUGGAUUACAUCAUGGGAGGCUGUCAGAUCCAGUUUACAGUAGCUAUUGAUUUCACCGCCUCGAACGGGGAUCCUCACAACAGCUGCUCCCUACACUACAUCCACCCAUACCAGCCUAACGAGUACCUCAAAGCUCUGGUCGCUGUAGGGGAGAUCUGCCAGGAUUACGACAGUGACAAAAUGUUCCCAGCGUUUGGCUUCGGAGCUCAGAUUCCGCCCGACUUCAAGGUUUCUCACGAUUUUGCAGUGAAUUUUAAUGAGGAAAACCCAGAAUGUGCAGGUAUCCAAGGGGUGGUGGAGGCCUAUCAGACAUGCCUUCCUAAGCUUCAGCUCUACGGCCCCACCAACAUCGCCCCCAUCAUCCAGAAAGUAGCCAGCUCCGCUUCACAGGAAAUGCACACCAAGGAGGCCAUGCAGUACUUCAUUUUGCUCAUCCUAACGGACGGAGUGAUCACAGACAUGGCAGACACCCGCGAGGCCAUCGUCCAAGCCUCCCACUUGCCCAUGUCCAUCAUCAUUGUAGGCGUGGGAAGUGCUGAUUUCAGUGACAUGCAGAUGCUGGAUGGAGAUGACGGGAUCCUUCGCUCGCCCAAGGGGGAGCCCUGCCUACGAGACAUCGUCCAGUUCGUCCCCUUCCGCAACUUCAAACAUGGCUCACCUGCAGAGCUGGCAAAGACUGUCCUAGCAGAAGUGCCCAACCAGGUGGUUGACUACUACAACAACAAGGGCAUCAAGCCCAAAGUGCCCAGCGAGUUCGAGUCUUCCAGGACAUUCGCCCCCUGAAAGGAGGGGCCCAACGCACUCGUUACAACAGACAGCACCUUACGCUGACUAACUGAAAAGUUUACUGUUUUGCUCUUCGUUUGUUUGUUCUUUUCAUUGUGCAUGCGUGGCCUCCGAGGCUUGCAUCUGUAAAGCAACUGUAUCAUUCAAAGCAUUGGUAUGGUGGGGGGGACACAAACGAACA